UAAACAAAGUAUGAGCAGUGGUUACUGUGUAUUGUGAGCUAAUGACUUUGCAGCUUACUCUAACCAGCCGCGCUCUCUGCCAGUGUCUUGAUCUCCUGACCAAAUUCAUGAUGUGGCCUUCGAAAACCUGGCAAAAGAUAAGUGCAUCUGAUUGGUCCAACCUGACCCUUAACCUGGAGGAGUCCCUGACCAGUGCUUUGGGUCAUUACCUGGACAACUGGAGGCGUAACGUGACAGAUGCUGCAAAAGCUUUGGACAAGACUCUGGCUGAGGAGAACUUCAGGGACGUCAUCUGGUAUCUGGCUGUGAUGAUUGGGAUAUUUGCCUUCAUUGUUGUGGCCAUCCUGGUGAGCACAGUCAAAUCCAAGAGGAGAGAGCACUCUAAUGACCCCUACCACCAAUACAUCAAGGAGGACUGGACUGCUCAGAUACCACAGAGUGAUGUCAUCACUAAUUGGUCAGCUAGAUAAUGCAAGCAUAGAUGCUUAACUUACAGCAAAUCAUCAGUAGAAGGAGCAGCAUCAGCAUAACUAACAGAUUUUCACAAAAUCUAUGGUCCUUUCUCAUGCUGAUCAAAUUUGUAAUCAGAAUAAUAAAGAAUAAUAAUCACUA
This is a messenger RNA of Micropterus dolomieu (smallmouth bass), 612 nucleotides long. Its product is annotated as potassium voltage-gated channel subfamily E member 2-like. The transcript has 2 exons. Gene Ontology annotation, cellular component: membrane. Gene Ontology annotation, biological process: potassium ion export across plasma membrane; membrane repolarization during action potential; negative regulation of delayed rectifier potassium channel activity. The record is from RefSeq and is a predicted model, not a curated record. Gene Ontology annotation, molecular function: potassium channel regulator activity; delayed rectifier potassium channel activity; transmembrane transporter binding. The coding region runs from base 42 to 470 and encodes 142 amino acids. Lineage: Eukaryota; Metazoa; Chordata; Actinopteri; Centrarchiformes; Centrarchidae.